UUAACAAGCAAUAAUCACUUGGAACCCAAGUCGAAAAUUCAAAACUAUGGUGAUUUAUACACCAAUGGUGAUGUCGCUCUCCAAUCUGUUUUUCCACAAUUAAGCCAGGGUGAAGACGGUUUGAUAUCCGAAAAAUUGUCCGACCAACAGGCUACAUCUCGAACUGGAGAUGUAGCAUACUCGAUGGUGAAAGGACUUACCAGGCUAGCACCAAGAAAGUCUUACGUAACAGCGAGUUUGAACGAAAGGUUAGGCCAACUGAACGAUCCCAUGCUUAUUAAACUGAAGAAUAUUCUUCAGUCCUUAAGAAAGCGAAGUACCAAAAAUAUUGAUGGUAAACAAGUUGUUUAUUCUAUGUCAAAUACUGGCGCAUUUCAGCGAGGGCGAAGGCAUGCAAUAAUUGGUACGUACGACCUCUACAAGGAUAACCUCAAUUCCAAAGAAGUUUCUGAAAAGAAGUCUGCAAUAGACAAAGAAAAAGGAGGACCAAACUGGGGUUUUCUUAACGAUUUUUCCCCUAACAUUAGACUCGCAUCUAUGAUUUUGCUCAAACAAAAGCGAAACGGUUUCCGCAGAGGGGACUUACACGUGCACUCAAGAUCCUUGGGAAAAUCAAGUGGAAAAGAAAACCCUCUUGCAGAAAGGGGUGAACAGAAAACCAUUGUCCGCGCAACUCAAAAUCAGCCGAAACAAGGCAUGUUCUUCACGAAUCAAAGUAGAACUUCGUUGGUUCCCACUAUUAAAUCUUUCAAUAGCACAAUGCCUACAAGAGCAACUCAAAAGGGUAGCCAAAAGAUGCAUAAAAGAAAAAAUAGGAAAAUUGCCAGACAUAAUAUCCAAGACCGUAUCAGUGGGGCAUACAUUUAUCCAGCGAAAAAGUAUGGACAUGGAACGCUUUGGUCGCCUUAUGAGAUAGGACCUGACCAAAGACAAAUGAUGCAGUUCUUGGAUUCGAAAGAACAGUUUCAAGCACAGCAGAUGGACAUGGAAAAUCGCUUACGAGCAAUGAGAUCACGAGGUUUAUUAAAUUCCCUAGCCUUUGUAAAUCCACACUUCGUUUUUCGCCCUCCCUUGCGGUAUCCCAUGAUGCCUUUUCAACAGCAGCAGUAUGAUUAUAUGGAAAGAAAUGAAUUUCCGGCAAGACGAUUUCCUUUCCGAAACAAUUUACAAUUUAUGCCAACCGCAAAUUAUAAUUUCUUUCCUAUUCGGAACUUGGGUUUUGUUUCUGGAAUGAGGGAGCCAGAUAUCGAAACGAAUGUCGAAAAUGAGUUACAAGAAAAAAGCGAAUAUCCAGCGGAAAGCGAUCAAGGCUCAGUCGUCGAAAACAAUUUAAAUUUUCCAUCGUUUCCUCCUCCGCAAGCAGGCGUUAAAGAACUAUCUAAAAACGAUCAAAGUUCAUUAGAUGGCCGAUAUGCCCAGGUAAUACAAGUAGAAGCUAAUAAAUUCUACAAGGACAUCCCCAAUGGAAACACCAGUCCUUAUGACGAGCGAAUUCAAGGAAGUUCUACUUAUAUCAACCCACAACUGACGAGAAUGCAAGCGGUUAAUCAGCCUCUAAUAAUGUCUCACAAGUGGUUUCCUAUAGGGCAAAACAAAAUAUCUUUAAUGGCUGAUCCUCGCAAAGUUUCUUCUCAGUGGCCCCCUCGUCUGCCCGGAUUGGACCGCGCUUUGACGUUAAAUAUUCUUCAAGGGAGGGGCUACUUCCCUUCAAUCUACAACCCAGUUCUGAGAGGUGUUUAUAAGGACACUGAAGCUCGUGUCCAGCCUGUCUAUGACGACGGGGAAAGUUAUAGUGGUUUUUCCAAAUAUGGAAGUGGUAUCGAACGUGAAUCCAAGGGAUCUAGCCGCCGUAAUCAAAUUACCCUGCCCACUCAUAAAAUGGAAGUAAUAAAGGAACCAGGGAAAAAGUUAGCAAAUAAAACAAAAGGAGAAGGAAUCCAAGUCACAAAGGAAUCUUCCAGUGUUUUAAAGUUCAAAGAACACUUAGCUCGUAGAAAUAGAUUACAUCACCCCUUGAUCGAUAGUAAAAGAGGAGAAAAUUCAUCAGAAAAAUUACACCAUGCAACUGAGCAAAUCGUUAACCCUAAGAUAAACUCGAACAAAAUGCAACAGCCUUCUCUUGCUAAUAGACCAAAAAAUAAAGGACGCGUCACCAGAAAUUAUGUAAAUACGGUAAAUUAUGUCCUGAAUCAUCGCAUGUUACCAAAUAUCCGCUCCUUUGCACCACUAUACACUCCAAUUGGUCUUGGCUCUGAUAGGGGUGUUUCAUGGGAACAGCUGAUGGCAACGAAAACGCCAUUUUUAGUAAAAGGAAGGUUAUCUGGUUUAGGCAACUCUAUUAGAAGGUGGCCCUUAGGUUCAGAGAGACAAUUCAGUCAAGUCAACGUCCCACAGCCAAUGACGUAUUUGUCUCACCAGCAAGUCGCUCAGAUUCCAGAGACCUCGUUUAUUAGAGACGACGCACAAGUGCAACGGCCUUAUGCAGAAAGCAGGACUGCUUUUCAGUCAAAUGGAAAUGAAGAGUCUAAUGAGCCACACCAAACUCCUGAAUACUAUGCAAAUGAGGAAAAAGAAACUGAACACAACGAACCGGAAAUUAUUACCCUCCCUUCGAAUUACGCAGGGGGGGAGAACGGCGUCACCCAAAACCUAGGAAAUCCAUUUGAUGGAGGUCCAGCUUAUCCUGAGCAAAGUAUAACAGAAUUAAAACCAAUUGCUGAGAGUGCACCAGAAAAUGGAGUUGCGGAGAGUAGUCUGAGUAGCAGACGAGACUUAACGGAUAGCGGAGAAACCUUUGCAGAGAAAGAUGACAUGCAGGGUGAUACUCAAGAUACGAACAGUGGAACUGACGCAAGUUUCACACCCGGCUUACUAGAUGGGUUAGACAAUACACAGGCCAGUCUUCUUCAACGGCAAAUCGAGGGAAGAAACCCUGACCGUGAAGGCCCCCUUAGUUUCUCCGACAGAUUUCAUUUCAUGCCACGACCGCAAGCAAUUAUCCAUCAACGAGCCCAUUAUCGCAGCAAAGGCAUUGGUAAUAAUUUAGGGAUUCGGGAUGGGCAUCGGAUAAGAUUACCAAAUUUAUCAUUAGAUUCCAUAGAGAAAAUGAUUGAUUCAGCGUCCAUGGGAAACGGAAAAGCCGCUCAAGAUAUAAAUGGACUUCAUGGAUACGGUUCAAAAUCUAAGGGAAGUGUUGACCAAGCAGGUUUUGAUGAUAACCAAGACUGGAAAUCGGCUCUAAUGAAUCAGUCACCAACCGAAUUUAACUCAAAACUCGAAAAUGCUAUGUUACAAUGGAACAGUGCAACCAAACCACAUCACAAAACUGCCAGUUCAAGUGAAUCAUCUCUCGACAGCUCCUCUGACACUGUAUCGGUUCCUUCGACAAGUGCGACUGAUAGUCAGGACAUAGUUCCUGGGAUUACGUUUGAUACCCAAGGACAGCGUCCAGGGCCACUAUUUAUGUCUAAGGCACCACCAGGUCUCGAGAGUGACAGUAGUUUUGAAACAGUUCUUAUGGUUCCACCACAAGGAAAGACAUUGAAGGAACAAAGUGGAACGAAGAAGGCAACAAUACAUCGCAAGGAGGUCCAGCACGAAAAUACUACAAAAUCAAGGGAUUAG
Messenger RNA from Porites evermanni, 3624 nucleotides. Lineage: Eukaryota; Metazoa; Cnidaria; Anthozoa; Scleractinia; Poritidae. The record is from the annotation of a GenBank genome assembly.